UAUUAUUUGACUGUUACCGCAUUUGGUAGUUAACCAGUCAUAAGUCACCCGCAAACGCACCAAUUUUUAACCGCAGUACCAGUCGUACAAAUCUCUUAAAACCGCUAGAAACCGCAACCAUCCGCAUCCACAAACUCCCGCAACCGCAACCGCAACCGCUGCGUUUGAACCAGUCAGGCCCUUAGUGUUGAGCGUUCUCUAUGCACGGGAUUGAUAUACCACCAAUUUCUCUAACAAAACACAGAGAAAAAUUAUAUAGUGAUUGUAUUGUUUAUCAUUCCGAGUGAGCGGCCGUGGGGUUCUCGACGGAAGUAGUCAACCUAUUACAUAAACUUUCAAUGGAAGUGUGCAUGUAUCUAUUGCAUAGGAAUCUGAAAGUUACUUUUCAUGAAAUGUAAAUUUAUUGAUCUCAAAAAAGAAUAUAUAUAUAUAUAUAUAUAUAUAUAUAUAUAUAUAUAUAUAUAUAUCGAGAGUUUAAAAGAAAAUAUUAACUAGACAAAAUCUCAAGUCAAGCGUCAUGCGUUUAAAACCAACAAUGCAGUAGUACUAGUCCAUGCAGUUUUGGUUUCAUGAAAUAUCUAGUGGACAUGAUACAGUUCUUUAUAUUUUCGUCAAUUAUGUUUACUAGCUGGGGCACCGAUCUUUGAAUAUUAUAUACUGUGCCUCCUCUUAUUACGUUCUCUCCAAAAUGAAAUAAACCGUAACUUGAAAAGCUAAUCUCAGCAAGAUGUAGAAUAAUGUAUCUCAAGAGCCAAUGACUAGCAUGGCCGUUGUUGGAUUGUAUGGGUCGUUUUGUAUUUGGUAUAAGACAUGGUUUAUAUUUCACUAUCAACAAAAAUAUCUUAAUUUUCUUUUACAAAAAGUAUAUCUUAAUUUGAUUAAUACAAAAGAGUUGGCGACACUGAUGUAAUGCAUUCGCUAUUAUUGACUAUAUAAGAAAUACAAUUCAAAAUGUAACCGUAUAUAUGCAUGCAGUGGAUAUAGUCUGUCAAAAGAAGAAAUUAGGUUGAGAGUAGGAACCGUAAACAAAUAAACAAAUAUAUGAUACACACAUGAUGUCGUCGGCUUAUUUAUAUUAUAUCACACAGAUGAAUAUCAUUAAGAUAAUGUUUGUUAGUUAUAAACUUAAAACUAAAUAAUAAUAUAGCCACAUUAAUGUAUAUGUAUUGUUUUAAUGUCAUUUAGAAAAUUAAGGUGGGUUUUCACAAACCAUAUCUAAUUACGUACCAUGUAUUCUAAACUAAGAAAAUUGAAUUUUUAUUUUUUUUUUGAAUUAUACAGAAGUAUCUUGCCACGUGUAGGUCCUCUGUCCCUGGCGAUGCCGAAAUGUUAAUUCCCCAGUGGCCGAGAUUCGAACCCUGGUGGCAGUACUCACAGCUGUAAGCCCUUUACCACUAGAGCUAGAAGCUCCGGUUUAAAAAAAAAUUGAAUUUUUAACCAUUUAACUAGUCAUUAAAUAUUUUUAAUAUGUAAGGAAAUGUCAAGAGGAUGUAUUUUAAUCAAUUCCAUUGUUCAUCAUGCUGAUGUAAAACACUGUUGGCCUUUCCUUUUCUCGUUCUGCCUUUUCUUGUGGUUAUUACUUACUAGUCAAUUAUUUAAUCAACAAAAAUGUUCUAUAAACCUAAUCGAUGGUGAUAUUAUAUUAAAUUCAAGGGAACCCUUAAUCGGAUGUAAUAGGGUUUCCCAUCCCCUGUUGUUUCUAAGAUAUGUAUCAAGUAAUCACACUGAAAUCAUUGUUAAUUCUCUCUCUCCCCCUUUUUUGUUUAUAGAUUAUUUUUCUUUUUAUUAAUUUCUCUUUUAUUUUUAACAAGUUAUAAGUUAUGACCAAAGUCGUACGGUUCUAAACAAAUAAUUACAAAAGAGAAAGAUACAUAUAUAGAUACCAGAAAAUCGAAUCAGAAAUCCAAUAAACAUAUAUAUUAGGAGUCGAAUACAUUUAGCGGUGUCCACCACAGUUUCCACGUCCGCAGUUUCCUAGUCCACCAUUUGUGGAUUACCAAUACAUCUCCUUAAACUUUGUUGAUGGUUUAACCGGGUUUCUUUGAACGAUUCGUUUAUCUGAAGGUGUUACAAGAUUCAUUGAAUCCGUCUCUGUCUGAAUUCUUUUAUAGAUUGUUAACUUUCUCUUAUUCAUAUAAUAACUAAGGGCAUUGCCUCUGCAUAAGCGCGGGAUUGUUAAUUAUUGUUUCAUCUCAAUGUUUGCUAGGAUCAUUGUAGUUGUGAAUUUUGUGUUUUGGCUUGAUCAUUGUUUUUCAAGUUUUUAUUGUUAUAGUAUUAGAGUUGUGAUGAUGAACUGUAUAUGGAUUGUUCUCCACUUAUAAAUGACUAAACUGUAUUAGUAAUAUAAUUGAUAUUGUUUGUGGUGUUGCUUGCUGUGUCACUGAGACUUAUUGUUUGUUUGUCUUUUUAAUUUGUUUCUUCAAUUGUUGAGAUUACAUAAAUUAUACUAAGAUUGUUGAGAGUACAUUUUAUUUCUGGAUAUUUUUCUCCAGUUUAGUUGUGUAUUAAAUAAUAUUUUUUAUUAUCCUUAUUAUGUUUGUUAUAUGUUUUUUUAAAAAAAUUUUAAACUUGUUCUUUUACCGGAUUUUUAAAACAAAUACAUGAAAACUUGUAGAAAUAACUAUAAAAUGAGUGACAAUUCUGAGUAUUUGAGUCUUAGUUGGUUUCAAACGAAUUUAUGUAUUUCUCAUAAGAAGACAAUAUCAUUGACAUGUUGACAUUGAGCAUGUAAGCUAUUUUCAUAAAAUAAGAGGAGUGAGCAGGUGGAAAUGUUGUUGCCGCCUUUGUGUAUGUCAGAAUUGUCUCUUGUAUCUCAUGGUGUGGAUGUGUUUGUUUCUCUUUUAUAUGAUGGGUAAUAUGUAAACAAAAAUCAUUCUUAUUUGUAUUUAUCAGAGUUCGUAACUUACUCUUCUUUUUUUGUUUAGGUAAUUUCAUUGAUCUUGGUUGUUGUCUUCGUUGUUCGUAAGCAUUUGCGAAAGUAAGUUUGUAACUUGUUAAAUAGCUGUCCGUGUAGUUUGUAUUUGUUUAGCUGACUUGAUGUAUGUGUUGUUGAGUUUUAUUUGAGGUGAUUGGUUUGGUAUAUUUGUUGUGAAGUUUAUUUGUAAGAUUAGACAAAAAGAAAUGAUCAUUUAUGAUUCGUCUUUUUUGAAAUUCUAGUUUUUGGUGUUUUGAUUGUUUGGUUUGUUGUGGUUUCUUUUAAACUGUAAAAUAAAGUUUUGUGUAAAAUUAGCUUUUUAAGUAUGGAAGAUAAAUAAACGACCACGAAUCUUGAAUAGAAAUUAUUUUUGAUUAUUGAUGUUAGCACCAUUUUAGAUUAUUUUAGACUUAUACUUUUUAUUUAUGUAUUUUAAAACGCUUAUAUUUAUUUUUUACUAGGUCAUAGAAUGAUUAACUUAAAGAUUUAAGAAGUACAGGAAAGUUUUAAAAUCCAGAAGCAUAAAAUUGCAUCAAAAGAAAAGAAAAAAUGAACUUUAAUCCAGGAAGUACAAAUUAGCGGGUUCACAAUGGUUUACAACAACGGUCAAACAUAGACGGCAGAGUCCCAAUAACUUCAAUCCAACAAUGUCUACAGUUCGCUGGAAGAUGUUCUGAAGUGAUCGAGAAAAGAUUAAGGUGUCCAGCAGUCAUGUUCCAACGCCCGAGAGCGAACCGCCACAAGCAAAUCUCUCCAACGGUUUCAAGUAGCGGCUUGGAGACUCCUGGCUACAUCAUUAAAAUAAGAUUGGAUGAUCUGCAUGACUAGAUCUUUUUACCAUUUUUUUCCUGGAGCUGUUAAUUUCACAUUUAAGGUACCUUUUCAAUGAAUUUGUCAAUUUUUGAAAUACAUAUUCAUUAUAAUAUAUAUAUAUAUAUAUAUAUAUUGUUUUUUAUUUCUUAAAUACCCAUGUUGAAAACCUUAUAAUGUGAUUUUCUAAAGUUUUAGAUAUGUGUUUAUCUAUAUGAUUUCAAGAAACAUCUUGCAAAAAUCAAACAACUCUAAUUAUUAUUAAAUAUAGUUUGACAAACAAUACCAGUUCUUGAAUAAUGUAUUUGACAAAGGGCAUAUCUUGAAUAGAAUAUACAUAAUUUCCCUUUCCCAGUGGAUCAAGUUGUCCGGCAAUCGAAUGUCUGUGUGGUGAUGCUUUGGCAGUAUUAUUUGCAUGGACAUUUCUUAUUUCAUACUUUUGUCACAAAAUUUAUUUAAGUCUCUUAAAUCGUGUACAAUUUAAUUUCUAAAACAAUCAUGAUAAAUGAAAAGAAAAAGUUGACUAAAUAUUCUCUUAAAUUGAUAAACCAAUAUAGCUAUAACAUGAAGUAAAUUAAUCACCAAAAUGUUAUCACACUGAUCUACUUUAUAAUAUACUUUAUUAUCAUGAUCGACACUGAGAUUUUGGGAGCAUGUGACUAGACCUAUGUAAAAAAAUUUUUUUUUACAAAUUUGAGGAUUUAAAACAAAUUUAAAAAAUUAUUUGUAUGUAAUUUUUUUCAAAAACGGCCUAUUACAAAUGUUUCACCUAGCAUGCCACAUAAUCGGCCUACUUAUUAUAUAUGGUUAUCUAAGAAGUUCAUCUAUUUAGUUCUUAAUUUUGAGCUUAAUAAUACACUAAAUGACUACAUGAGAUGUCACAAUGAGACAAUCAUAUUAAUUUAAUUUUUAUCUAACUUUUCUAGGUCAGUUAUCUUAUUAUAUAGAGUAUUAAACAAAUGAUGUAAGAAAAUAUCAAGUUACCCCCGUUGCACCAAUGGUGUUCUCGUUAAUAAAUUUUAAAACAUUGGUCUUUUUGUCAUAUCAGAGCUUCGACGCUCUUAUAUAAAUCCCUUUCCUUGAUUAAUCAAAUACCAUUAACUAACUAAUCACUCAGCAACUAGUAAAUAAUCACUUAACAACGUGAGUAACCACCUUGAAAUGGCGGGCUGCUCCUCCUCUUCCACCGUAACGAACUUAAUCUCCACCGUCCAUCACGACAUCAUAGAAUCUCACAUCCUGACGCGUCUCGACGGCCCAACCCUAGCCUCCGUCUCCUGCGCCUCCUCACACCUCCACGAGCUCGCUUCAAACGAGAUCCUCUGGUCCAAACUCCGCCGCUCCACGUGGCCUUCCACCGCCACCUUCUCCGACGAUGAUUCCCGCCUUUUUUUCUCCGACGCCUACUCUGUCCUCGACACCGCCGGUUCAGUUUCCGAUCCCGACCGUCCGUUCCAGGAGCUGAUCUCCGCCGUGGAUGUACACUACAGAGGGAAACUGAUUUUGACCAGAGUCGUGAAGACGGAGACGACGACGGCGUGGUUCCGUAGCUCGCCUCUGAGGAUCGAUCUCGUGGACGCGAAGGACACGGUGCCGACGCCGAUCAAGCGAGGACGGUGGGCGGAAGACACGUGUCGUGAUCUAGAGCAGGAGCUGACUUUGAGCUGGAUCGUGAUCGAUCCCGUCGGAAAACGAGCGGCGAAUCUGUCUAGUCACCGGGCGGUGUCGGUGCGGCGAAACUGGCUGAGCGGUGGAGUGGAGGCGAAGUUUGCGACGGUUGUGGGGUCGGUGGAGUGUGUGAUCACGGUGGUCACGUGCGGGGAGGAGGAGAUGCACGUGAAGGAGGUGAGUCUGAGGGUGGAGAAGAUGGAGGGAACGCAUUUGAACGGGAAGGAUAGUUUGGUCAUUUUGAGGAGUGUAAUGGAGGGUAAAAGAGGAAAUGGGAGAAGGAGAGAAGUGGAGUUGAAGAGGAGACACGAGGAGUUUAUGGAGAAGAGGAGAGAGAUGAAAGAGAAGAAGAUGAGGGUAGAAUCCGUAUUUGACAUUUUAACGGUAGCUGUCGGAAUUUUAGGUUUUGUAUCGCUUGUUGGGUUUUAUCUUUGGUCUCGAUGACUUUGAUAUAAUCAAUCAAGAUUCAAGAACAUAUAUAUAGAUAGAAUUAUAAUGAACUUGGGAUUUUGAUCCAAACCGAACCAAAAAAGAUUUUAUUAAGUGCUGUUAUGAA
This is a messenger RNA of Brassica rapa (field mustard), 5948 nucleotides long. Its product is annotated as probable F-box protein At2g36090. Gene Ontology annotation, molecular function: protein binding. The record is from RefSeq and is a predicted model, not a curated record. NCBI's taxonomy places the organism in Eukaryota, Viridiplantae, Streptophyta, Magnoliopsida, Brassicales, Brassicaceae.